Malassezia restricta is the source of this 2205-nucleotide messenger RNA. RefSeq names its product tuftelin-interacting protein 11. The record is from RefSeq and is a predicted model, not a curated record. Gene Ontology annotation, biological process: spliceosomal complex disassembly. The coding region runs from base 1 to 2205 and encodes 734 amino acids. Gene Ontology annotation, cellular component: U2-type post-mRNA release spliceosomal complex. The transcript has a single exon. Gene Ontology annotation, molecular function: nucleic acid binding. Lineage: Eukaryota; Fungi; Basidiomycota; Malasseziomycetes; Malasseziales; Malasseziaceae.
AUGGCACGGCGCAAGUCGAUGUACAUGGACGAGGGCACAGACUCGGAUGACUCGGCAGCAUCCGAUGAACAUACCAGCGUGCGCCAAGCGCCGUCCUUUGUUCCUUCGACGACAGCUCAUGUGCAGACGGAGGAAGAACAGACGAUUGAGCGCCGAGCGUUCGGUGCUGGGCUGGGUGCUCAACCAGAGAGCAUGGACAUCGAAUCUGCGCCUCGUGCCGGACUGGGAGCGACGCCCGUGCCCAAGACGGCUGGUCCUGCACUGUCACGCACAUCCGGCUCAGGCGGAUUCGAUCCCGCUGCCUUGAUGCGGCAAAUGGGAUGGACGGGCGGUGGUCUCGGCAAGGAUGGGUCAGGUAUCGUUGAUCCUAUCCAAGUCAAGAUGCGCCCUAGUCGCGCCGGCGUUGCCUUCGGCGGAAAAGAGACACUCAAAGCGCAGGCAGCUGAGCCGGAGCAGGUCCAAGAGGCGCCGCCCAAGGUAUGGAAACGCCGCGAAAAGAAACCCCGGGUGGUGUACCGCACCUAUGACGAGAUUCUCGCGCAAGCGGCUGACCAGCCUGUCCCCAUUCUCGAUGCGACAGGGGCGGAAAUCCAGGCCGCCUCGCUAUCAGAGGCUCUUGCCCGGCAUCCCGUGCCGACAAGUGCGCAUGAAUCACUUCCAGAGCUGCGGCACAACAUGUCGCUCUUGUGUGACGGGACCAAGGAGAAGCUUGGCAAACUCGCACGCCAUGCAGCAGGCCUUGGUGAGCGAAUGCAUAUCUUGGAACGCUCGCUGGCAACGGCGCAUGCACAAACCUCGCAUUACGAGCAGGAACGAUCAAGCUUGGCGUCGGUCCUCGAGACCGUCGCCGCUUUACAGCAUGCAUCUCAUGCGUGCUUGUCUUUAUCAGAGCUCGUUCCGGCUAUGGAGCAGGUGGCUGCAUUGCCUCGAGACACGAUUCAGCGAUAUGGACUGGACGAGGCCAUGGCCGGUGCGCUGGUCCCAGCGCUUAAGCACAUGACCUCGCAAUGGGACCCGUUACGAGAGCCCCAUGCUGGGACUCGCGAGCUGUCUCUGUGGAUACCCAUUCUUCUCACCACAAGCACGGAGGCAGAGCGGCCCAUGACCCCGUACGAAAGUGUCAUGUGGAACAUCUGGAUGCCGGCGGCUCGUCAGGCCCUCGUCAAUGCAUGGGACGUGUAUGAUGCAGCGCCAGCCGUGGCGUUUAUCGAGGCCUGGCGCGAUCUCUUGCCGCCGUUCAUGCUGGACAAUGUGUUUGAUCAGCUUCUUCUUCCCAAACUCGAACGCGCUGUUCAGACAUGGACGCCGCGCGCCGAUGUGCCUAUGCACGUAUUUGUGCUGCCAUGGCUCACGCUCAGUGAGGCGCGAAUGGCAUCCGUUGUGAGCGAGACGCGUCGAAAGUGGCGGAGCGUGCUGAGUGCUUGGCAUGUGUCGCAAGGCAUCCCAGCCCACCUUGAGGCAUGGCGCGGUAUCUACUCCACGAAAGAAUGGGACGCCUUGCUGCUCGAGCGGAUUGUGCCGUCGAUCUCGAGAGCCUUGCGGACACAGUUCCGCGUCGAUCCGAGCCAACAAGACAUGCAAGUGCUGGAGCAGGUCCUGGCAUGGGCCGGUGUGCUGCGUGACAGUGUUCUGAGUCGCUUGCUGCACGUUGAGCUCGGCACGCCAUGGCUCCAGGUCUUGCACGCAUGGAUCACGCAGCCUGAUGCAGAUCUGCGCGAGAUUGCCGCAUGGCACGAGUUCUGGCGUAGCUGGUUCCCGCCUCAUGUGGCAAGGUUGCCAGGUCUGUCGCACAUGUUCAUGCAAGGUCUGCGGCACAUCAAUGCCGCCCUGGACCGUGGCGCAGAUCGUGUACACAUGCCUGCGCCGGUAGUGGCAGCAUUGCAUUCGCGCACAGAAAGUGCGCCGGCGCCGACCAAGCCACGGCAUGCUCCACCCACCUUGGAAGAGGUGUCGUUCCGCCACGUCAUUGAGGAGCGCGCCGUCGAAGCUGACUUGUUCGUCCGCUCGCUCAAUACACUCGAGCCUGCGACGGGCAUGGCACUCCUGCGCAUCUCGCACCACAUGGAUGGCAAGGUCGGCACGACGUUUUACCUGGAUGACGAUGUCAUUUUUGUCGCGCCACAGAAGCAGCGCUCAGCCGAGGGCCAGCGACUCGAAUACGAGCCCGUCUCUUUGGCCGAGUUGCUCGAGCGCGCUGCUGCAUAG